Molecule: messenger RNA, 2073 nt
Organism: Thunnus maccoyii (southern bluefin tuna)
Lineage: Eukaryota; Metazoa; Chordata; Actinopteri; Scombriformes; Scombridae
Gene: rhogb
Product: ras homolog family member Gb
Exons: 5
Coding region: 322-897 (191 amino acids)
Biological process (GO): establishment or maintenance of cell polarity; actin filament organization; cortical cytoskeleton organization
Cellular component (GO): cell cortex; cell projection; plasma membrane
Molecular function (GO): GTP binding; protein kinase binding; GTPase activity
Source: RefSeq, a predicted model, not a curated record
GCCCGUCCGCCUCACACUGAGAUAGAGAUCCGCUGUCCCUCCCUCCCUCCCGCACACACUCACACACUCACACACCCUCUCACACACACAUACACACUGACACUGACACCGACACACACCCACACGGAGCGGGACUGCACGGAGCUGUGUGCCCGGACAGGAGGACUGAUGACCGGCAGACGAUGGGACGUCACGUGUCUCUGAACAAACUGUGUUAACUGAAGGAAACUGAAGCGUCUCUGACAGCCGGAAACACGACGAGUUAACCAAUCAGACUCCUGAAGCUAAACAGACAGGUAGCUGAAGGGGUCAGAGGUCAUCAUGCAGAGUAUAAAGUGUGUGGUUGUGGGUGAUGGAGCUGUGGGGAAGACCUGCCUCCUCAUCUCCUACACCACCGGAGCUUUUCCCAAAGAGUACAUCCCCACUGUGUUCGACAACUACAGCAGCCAGGUGACGGUGGACGGCAGGAUGGUCAGUCUGAACCUGUGGGACACGGCGGGUCAAGAGGAGUACGACCGGCUGAGGACGCUGUCCUACCCGCAGACCAACAUCUUCAUCAUCUGCUUCUCCAUCUCAAGCCCCGCCUCCUACGAGAACGUCAAACACAAGUGGCAUCCUGAGGUGUCUCACCAUUGUCCCGGCGUUCCCAUCCUCCUGGUCGGUACUAAGAGCGACCUCCGGAACGACGGCGAGACUCAGAGGAAGCUGAAGGAGCAGAACCAGACGCCCGUCACCCAUCAGCAGGGCGCCGCCCUCGCCCGCCAGAUCCACGCCGUCCGUUACCUGGAGUGUUCGGCGCUCAACCAGGACGGCAUAAAGGACGUGUUUGUCGAGGCUGUGAGGUCCUUCCUCAACCCGCAGCCCACCGUCAGUAAGAGGCCCUGCGUGCUGCUGUAGGACCGAGCUGGCCAGAAACACUGAGUGGGCUGAUAUGUGCCUGAGAGACUGUUUGUUAAAAUGUGUUAAUUUUUAAAUGUGUUUGGUUAGAAUUUUAUCUUGAGUAAGAAAAUGUAACUCAGAUGUUCAUGUUGAUAAGGAUGUUUUGGGGGUUUUUGGUCCGACUCACAUCAAGCUUUAAAUGAAACCAACCUCACCUUCUCUGAUGUGACUCAAUGUUUUAAAGAUUAAAAGUUAAAUGUCCACAAAACUUUUCUGUCCUCACUGAAACUCCAGUUCAGUCUCUUCUUUGUCCUCUUUUACUCCUUUUAUGUGUUAAUGUGUAGACGACACCAGGGAUUUGAUGAAGGUUGUUUUUUCCCGCUCAAAACUUCAGUGUGCUCUCCUGCUCAACACAACUGGACAAAUUUUAAAUAAAAGAACAAGUUUAAUAACUUAGAAUGAAAGUUAAACACAUAUUUACUCCUUAUGGAAUAAAGUCUACAUUGUUUCUUAAAGUAAAAUUGGACAGAGACUCUCAUGCAGCAGCUGUUAGCCGGUUAGCAUCGUAAUCCUCAUUGAACGUUUCAGCACCGCACCACUAAUGUUUUGUGUUUACAAAAUUAUAAAAUAUCAGAACAGAAGCUUUGCUAGUUCAAUAUUUCUUCAUCCAAAACACAGAGUGAGACUCAUUUGGUCCAGUUUGCCAUGAUGUGGCCUCUAGGGUUAGCUGUUAGCUCGCCAGCUAGCCCUGCGAGUGUCAUUACGUCACCAAGCUUUCAGACUGUACUGCUGACUGUGUGUUCAGACAAAAGGCAAAGUGAAUUUUAGAGAACUGGAGUGUGAGCAGCUGGUUCCUGAAGUGUUUUCCCAUUUCUAAUCGAUCAUUUCUAAUUGCUUUAAUCGAUUUUACUGUCACUGAACACAGAAACUCAGGACUCUCCUGAUAAUAUAACGAUCCGACAGGUUUAUAUUCCGGCACCAGUUCACAUUAUUUACACUUUGUUCAUUGCGUUUUGUCCAUGACUUUAGCUGACAACUUAAGAAUACUACAAUACCCAUGAGCCUCGGCUGCUGUUGCUAUGGAGAAGAAGCAGAUUAAAGCAUUGUAAACAAAACAUGUCGCCAUGGUUACUGGAUUCACUCAAAAUGACCCAGAAACUAAAAGUGAACUGAUUUAAUCGGCAGAUUGUAAUU